This is a messenger RNA of Ricinus communis (castor bean), 1432 nucleotides long. RefSeq names its product flagellar radial spoke protein 5. The record is from RefSeq and is a predicted model, not a curated record. NCBI's taxonomy places the organism in Eukaryota, Viridiplantae, Streptophyta, Magnoliopsida, Malpighiales, Euphorbiaceae. The transcript is spliced from 9 exons. Bases 61 to 1221 code for a protein of 386 amino acids.
AUUUUCGUAUUUACAAAAAUUUAACUCUUUUGAAUAUACGGGCAAUUGUGUUGUAUUGAAAUGGGAGAGUUGUUCGGCUGUUAUUCUUUUAGUAGCUUCACUUUCAAUUCACUGAAACUGAAAACCAGAAGAGUUGGUAAAUUGAGAAAAAUAGUGUUUUUGAAACAAUUGGGAUGCGUGUUUAAUGAAGAUAAUAACAGGAAAAUUGGAGUGAAGAAAGGGAAGGACUCAUUAGACAUAUGUAGAGUUGUGAAUGGGAUGUGGCAGACAAGUGGUGGAUGGGGCAGGAUUGAAAGAGACAAAGCUGUUGAUGCUAUUCUUCAAUAUGCUGAUGCUGGACUUGCUACUUUUGAUAUGGCUGAUAUAUAUGGACCUGCUGAAGAUCUUUAUGGCAUUUUCAUAAAUCGAGUUCGUAGAGAACGCCCACCAGAGUUCUUGGAGCAGAUUAGAGGUCUUACUAAGUGGGUGCCUCCACCAGUUAAGAUGACGAGUAGCUACGUCAGGGAGAGCAUCAACGUUUCAAGGAAGAGAAUGGAUGUGUCUUCCUUGGACAUGCUUCAAUUUCAUUGGUGGGACUACUCCAAUCCUGGUUACCUUGAUGCUCUUAAACACCUGACAGAUCUGAAAGAAGAAGGUAAGAUUAAGACGGUUGCUUUGACAAAUUUUGACACUGAGAGAUUACAAAUAAUUGUGGAAAAUGAAAUCCCUAUUGUCAGCAAUCAGGUGCAACAUUCAAUUGUCGAUAUGCGUCCUCAACAGAAAAUGGCCGAGCUUUGUCAACUAACAGGAGUUAAACUUAUAACGUACGGAACAGUAAUGGGUGGGCUUCUAUCAGAGAAGUUCCUUGACACCAACUUGGCCAUUCCGUUUGCUGGGCCCCCUUUAAACACUCCGUCCCUCCAGAAGUACAAAAGGAUGGUGGAUGCUUGGGGAGGAUGGGGUCAGUUCCAAGUUUUGCUGCGGACACUUAAAAAGAUAGCCUCAAAACAUGGAGUCUCCAUUCCAACUGUUGCUGUAAAAUACAUACUAGAUCAGCCAGCAGUAGCAGGAUCAAUGAUAGGUGUGCGGCUUGGUUUGUCGGAACAUAUCAAUGAUGCUAAUGCUAUAUUUUCAUUAGUUCUUGAUGAGGAGGAUGUAAAUAGCAUACAAGAAGUUUCCAGAAAAGGGAAAGAUCUGCUGAAAGUGAUUGGUGACUGCGGAGAUGAAUAUAGGCGCAUAUGAACUUGCAUGAUUUUGUAUUGUUGUUGGUUUCAUUACUGUUUUCCUUUAGAACAUUAAUGAUCUCAGUGUAAACCUUUUCUGAAAUAUAAAAAGGAAUAUUUUUGUUAAUAUAAUUUCAGCUUCUGUAAAGGAUACUGAGAAGGUGAUGAGCCUCAGAAGCAAUUCAAUGAACAUACAUCUUAAAGGCCAGUGCUCCAUACUGGUAGGAUCA